This is a messenger RNA of Drosophila takahashii, 514 nucleotides long. RefSeq lists its product as uncharacterized. NCBI's taxonomy places the organism in Eukaryota, Metazoa, Arthropoda, Insecta, Diptera, Drosophilidae. The record is from RefSeq and is a predicted model, not a curated record.
AUCAGCAUCGGCAUCAGGAUCCCAGACCCAGGAUGUUGCACAGCAGCUACAACCGGGCACCUCGGCGCAAGCUCAUUCCGAACCUGUUCAGCAACAUCUUGCAGGUGAUCGCCGAUGCGGACCAUCCGCUAACCGAGCCCGAGAUCAUCGAGGCCGUCGCCGAUCGACUGGAUCGCAGCGACGAGGAGCUGAAGCGCCAGAUAACGGUGAGCCUCCACGAUGCCCUGAUCUACGGCUACCUGCGGGUGAAGAACUAUCGUUACUCGAUAGUUCCCAGUCGCCUGGACCCGGACGACCAUCCCCACCACCAUCCGGAGCCCAGCUCCUCGAUCGCCGCCACCGCGGAACAUCAUCGGGUGCAGGACAGGAUCUCCAGUGGGACCAGUGCAGCCAUGGAUCACGGACACGGUCAGGAUCGGGAUCGGGACCAGGAACCCACUCCCAAGGCCGCCCAGGCGGUCAAAAAAGUAACUGCUGAGUCGGAAAAGCAAACAAAUUAAUAAAAUAAAUUUUA